Messenger RNA from Agelaius phoeniceus (red-winged blackbird), 4353 nucleotides. It is a transcript of the gene TSPAN14, whose product is annotated as tetraspanin 14. The record is from RefSeq and is a predicted model, not a curated record. Lineage: Eukaryota; Metazoa; Chordata; Aves; Passeriformes; Icteridae. Gene Ontology annotation, cellular component: plasma membrane.
GCAGUGCUGCCGUGUCCAUGGACUAGCCGAGGCAGCCGAGGGACCUACGCCGACCGCCGCCUCACCCUCCGCCCAGCUCGGCGAAACUUAGCGAGCAGGCGCCUGCCCCGAGGCUGUGCCAUAGAAGAUGCACUAUUACCGAUAUUCUAAUGCAGAAGUCAGCUGUUGGUACAAAUACUUGCUCUUCAGCUACAACAUUGUCUUUUGGCUAGCUGGAGUGGCCUUCCUUGCAGCUGGUCUGUGGGCAUGGAGUGAAAAGGGUGUAUUGUCUGAUCUGACAAAGGUGACUGGUCUUCAUGGUCUGGACCCAGUGGUGCUUGUCUUAGUGGUGGGAAUAGUGAUGUUCACUUUGGGAUUUGCUGGUUGUGUGGGAGCACUGAGAGAAAACAUCUGCCUGCUGAAGUUUUUCUGUGGAACAAUUGUGUUUAUAUUCCUGUUGGAGCUGGCAGUAGCAGUUAUGGCUUUCCUGUUCCAGGACUGGGUGAGGGACAGGGUAAAAGAAUUCUUUGAGAAUAACAUUAAAUCCUACCGAGACGACAUUGACCUCCAGAACAUCAUUGAUUCACUACAGAGAAUUAACCAUUGCUGUGGGGCCCAAGGUCCAGAAGACUGGGACUUCAACAUCUACUUUGACUGCAAGAGUGAAAGCAAAAGUCGUGAGAAGUGCGGAGUUCCUUUUUCCUGUUGUAUACCCGAUCCUGCUCAAAAAGUUGUGAAUACACAAUGUGGCUAUGAUAUCAGAAAGAAGAGCAAAAGUCAAUGGGAUGAUCAGAUUUUUGUCAAAGGAUGUAUCCAUGCACUUGAAGCUUGGUUACCCCGAAAUAUCUACAUUGUUGCAGGUGUCUUCAUAGCGAUCUCACUGCUCCAGAUUUUUGGGAUUUUCCUAGCCAGGACAUUGAUUUCUGAUAUUGAAGCUGUAAAGGCAAGUAAUGCCUUCUGAAUAUGAAAGCAGACCCAUGUUGCAAGACAGUGUAUGUUAAGAUGAUUGAUUGGACACCGAGGCAGAAGAAAUGCACAGACCAUGAAAUACUCCUGUUGUUAAAAGCCUUAUGUGGAUUUUUUUUUUUUUCCCCUGCUCAUGGUUUUUGUUAAAAGCUGUUACAAAAAACAAUCACCAAACACAUGCUGUCUACCUUUUUUCUGGCAAGACAACUCAGCGCACCAGCGUUGGUCUCUGAGGAAGAAAUGGAAUUUCCCAGGACACUGGCAGAGCAGAUUUUCAAGACUGUAGCAGGGAGCCAUGAAACUGCUUUUCUUGAAGGAUUGCUAUGAAGAUUGUUCUGUCUUCACUUCUGUCUUCUGUCUUAAAAUGUAAUCUUGUCAAAUGUCACUUGCUGAUUUCUUCAGAACCUUGCAAUCAUGUUAAUCUCUCCAGUAGACUUAUCCAGCCGUUUUUGGCAGCAUCUCCAGCAACCAUAACCGGAAAUUGGGGAAAAAAAAAUCACAAAAUGUCCAGAUCUUUAGUUGAUUUUUAGGUUGUGCAAAUCCCACGCUAUUUUGAAUAAUUCAAGCCUGCUCCCAGGAUGGGAAAAAUCUGACUAUCUAUAGCAUUAAGUCUUAAAAAUCUCCAUUUCAGGCAAGAGGGUGUAAAGCCCUGAUGCUGUUUCCUGUCUGAGAAAAAUGUAAAUAUUCUUUAUUUAUAGAAGAAAAACCUCUUUAAAAAUGCUUAUCCUUUCAAUGAUCAGUAAUAGCUUUAAAAAGGGCUGUCUGCAUACACUUCAGAAUGCAGCUUGUUUCAGUAGGUAGCAAGCAUGCUGUGCUAGCUGUUGAUGGCUUUUGUUAUUCCUCUAGUUUCUGUCACAACUGCUAUGUUGAUCUUCAGAAGUUUUAACUGUCACUACCAGGACUGAUGAAAGACUUGCAAAUUCAGUGUUAAUGUCAUUUUCUACAUGAAGCUGAACUAGUCCUUCUUAUGUCAGGGUUUUCAUUUUAAUCAAGAGAAAAUGAAACUCUUCUUCCAAUCCUCCUUUGUGGGGAUUAGUAGAUGGAUCUGUAGGUCAGUAGGGGUUCCAGUCUCUUCUGUAAGACUUUGGUGUUGUCUCCUUAGCUGUAAGGUGGAAGUCUGUGGCUGAAGUGUUUUUGGAAGUAGCUGUAGCUGUCAGUCUUACUGUGGGCCAUAUAACUAACAUCAUUUACUGCUUCUGGUGACACCAGGGUUUUCAGGGAGAGCAGGUUCACUUACAGUGCCUAACACAGUGUAAAUUUUAGAAAAGUAUCUAUUUUUAUAAUGAUAUUUUACUAUAUGUAGUGUGCCUGAAGAUUUAAUACUUGUCUUUCUAAAGUAUAUGGCUUUCUUUGGAAGCCAAGCUUUUAAAUAUAUUAUGUUAUUUUUUCCUAUUAUGCAUAUAUUAACAAUCAUUUCACUGGCAAAAGUUGAUCAACAGUAAGAAUCUUUGUGUCUGGUGUCCAGACACAAUUGUCCAGACACCCUUCUUGCUUGUAAUCUGUGAAGCACUUCAGACAGUGCUCAUGUGUACUUCAGCUUUCAUAGUUCUUUUUCUGGCCAGUGAUUGAGACACAACAGGAAAAGGAAGCUUGUCUAAGGAUGGCUGAUUUCCUUACAGUAGCAGAGAAUAGUCUGCUAUUAACUCAUCUAAAAACCUGCAAGUUAAAUGGCUGGAAGUACACUGUGACUUUUUAAAUUGGGUAUACAACAAGAAAACAAUAGCAGUAGAUCACUGAGGGGAGAGCAAGAGGCAUUUCUUCUGUAAAGCCAUGAAUUUGAGGUCUGUGUUACCUUUUUGUUGAAUCUGAUCCAUGAGAAGCAGCCAGAAAUGUGUGAUUGUAAUACAACUUGGUAAGCAGCAGAGUAGUGGCCAGCAAACUUUGCUUUAAAUUCUGGUGCUUGAAACCUUGUAACACCUCAUCAGCCGAUUUACUUGGUUAUGUGUGAUAAUCUGAUGUAUGUAAAAUCAGAGAAGGCAGAUUCCUGUUUGGAAGUUUUUAGUCAUAAAACCUUGCAUUGAAAACACCAGCUAGAGAGUACAUUUCCCUUUGCCAGUUUCUGACACAGGCAGCUGCUAGUGCUAGGAAGGAAUUCCAGCGAUUUGGUGAAAAUCAUUCUGGUGUCAAAGAUGGCUGUGGAGCUCAUGCACUGAAAUUAGCUGCUGACAAGAGCCAGCAUUACAGAUUACAGUUCCAGGGUCUGCAAAUCUUGCCAAGUUACCUGAAGACUAAUUAAUACUUCAUUUUUUUGAAGCACUGUUUGUAUGCAAACCAGAAUUUAACUGAAGUAUUGUAUUUCCACAGUUAAUUCUUAAUGGCUUUGGCCAUAUUAACACCAGCCUUUGUAUCAGUGUUUCAGUUAUUUGGAACUGAAUUUGAGGGAAGUUCAACUUAUUUGAGGACCUUUAAAUUCAUGGAGGGAUUUGUCUUUUUUGCCACUGUGGAUAAACUUCUCUAUGCUUAUUCAGUGUAAUUUUUUAAAUCCUGGGGCUCUAGGUUGUUUUGCCCCUGUAUGUUCUGAAGUACACCCAUACUUGGCUGGUGUAAUUUCAGACUUGUAAGGGGAACACUUUCUACUUAGUUUUAUUUAGCACCUUCUCUGUGGACCUGCAGUGACUUCAUGGCUGAAGAUUUAGGUUAUGGUCUAAAAUAAGUCUUGUCAGCAAAAGCAGCUGGGUGUGAGCCUGCCUCUGAAGCCUCAAAGGAAAAUUAUUUCAGUGAUCUCACUGAGAGGUCUGAUACAUUGUUGAUGUUGAGAUUUCAGCGGUUGCAUUUGGAACAAGUUCACAAACACUACAGUGGAACCAAGGUGUUUCAUGAAGAUGUCAAAAGAGGUCAGACUUGAAGAACUGGACUGAGAGAAGCAAACUUCAAUGUGAUAUCUUUUAUUUCUCAGAAAUGAGCACAACUUAUUUCCGUUAAGCAAUGUAUGUAUGUGUCAGUGUGUUUGACAGUGCAGCUGCCUCUGGUGUUAUUGAUACAACUGCAUUUGGACACAGUUUCCCUGUACAUGAAGAGGAGGAUGAAUAGAAGCACUGAAAAAAGUGCAGUGACCAAAGGACCUUGGGUUGCCUUGUGAAAACCGGAAUGUUUCUUCCCAAGAGAUCUUUAGCUUUGGUGAGCUCAUGCAGUGCCAUGUGGACAGACUUGUGCUCCCAGUCCAUGGAGCUUGAUGUGGCCAUUGAUUUAGGUGUAGAACUGCCUUCCUUGGGUUUUGUAUCCCCAUCCUUCCCUCUUUCUUCCCCUUACUGCCUGUGCAUUGUCAUGCAGCUUGAACAUUGUUCAGCCACUGGGAGGGGAGCUCCUGUCUCCUCUUCUGAGAUGGCUUUUCUGAAUGACUUUCAAUAUAUUUUUUUUUCUCAAGCCUUAAAUUUGAUUAAAUAAAAUUCAAUAUUUUCUACUCCUGGA